AUGUACCUCAUAGUUGCCAUCGACUACUACACUAAAUGGAUAGAGGCUGAGCCACUGGCCAGCGUAUCCUUAUCCAAUUGUAGGAAGUUCAUGUGGAGGCAGGUGAUAACCCGUUUCGGCAUCCCGGAGAUCGUCAUUUCGGAUAAUGGGAUGCAAUUCACUGACAGGAAGUUCGCGAAGUUUCUCACUGGCUUGGGGAUAAAACAGAAGUUCUCCUCAGUUGAACACCCCCAAACGAACGGACAAGUAGAGUCCACAAAUAAGAACAGCUUACUAGGUCUCAAGAAGCGUUUAGAUAGCAAAAAAGCGCAUGGGCCGACGAGCUCGCCUCGGUUCUCUGGUCCUACCGAACAACCGAGCAAAGCUCCACAGGAAAAACCCCCUUCUGCUUAA
This is a messenger RNA of Arachis ipaensis, 393 nucleotides long. NCBI's taxonomy places the organism in Eukaryota, Viridiplantae, Streptophyta, Magnoliopsida, Fabales, Fabaceae. The record is from RefSeq and is a predicted model, not a curated record.